This is a messenger RNA of Serendipita indica DSM 11827, 1242 nucleotides long. The record is from the annotation of a GenBank genome assembly. Lineage: Eukaryota; Fungi; Basidiomycota; Agaricomycetes; Sebacinales; Serendipitaceae.
AUGGACGACGAUGAAAUCCCAGAACUUGUUGACCUCUCCACCCUGCAGACUGCUGGUAUUACCACUCCCGAAUCGAAUCAGGCUGGUCAACCCGCCUCAAUGAACGCUAAAGUGGACAAGAGUGAAGAUGUAACAAAUGGACGAGUCCCGUUGACAAUCUUGACUGGCUUUCUCGGGGCCGGCAAGAGCACCCUGCUCAGACGGAUUCUAACUGAAAAGCACGGAUAUCGAAUAGCGGUCAUCAUGAACGAGUUUGGAGAUACUGCCGACUUGGAGACGAUCAACAUUUCGUCCAAUACUGAUAACACCGACGGUGAACUCGCUGAAGAAGUGUUGGAGUUGGCAAAUGGAUGCCUCUGUUGCUCUGUCAAAGACACUGGAAUAGCGUCGAUUGAAAAGUUGAUGGAAAAGAAGGGUGCUUUCGACUAUAUUCUCCUAGAGACCACGGGACUCGCAGAUCCAGCACCCAUCGCUGCAUUGUUUUGGGAAAACGAAGAAUACGCCACAGGCCUCGGGAGUAUGAUCGCGUUGGAUGGUGUCAUAUGUCUUAUAGACGCCGUCUUCGGACUCGAGCAAAUCGAGAAGGACAGGGCCAUACAUGGAAUUGGAGAAUCACUAAGGCAACUCGCGUGUGCGGACGUCGUGUUGCUCAACAAAUGUGACCUCGUCGAGGAAGAUAUGAUCAUCUCAACCGAACACGCCAUACGGACCCUCAACACAAGUAUCCCAAUCCAUCGCACCGUGCGCGGGGAGCUUUCACUGGACAAGAUUCUAAACCUCGACGCAUUCCACUCGCGACCACAACUAGCGUUGGAUUACGGUCAACUCGAUCACGACCACGAUCAUGAUCAUGAACAUGACGAAGGAGAAGACAGACACAAUCAUUUUAGAGGCAUCACAUCCAUGGUCAUUUCCCUUCCCGUUCUCACCGACUCUCAAGAAGCGUUACUCGACGAGUGGAUACGCAAGACGCUCUGGGAGGGAUUGUACGAAGAAGAGCCAGAUCUGGCUACUGAAGAUUUGUCUGGCACGGAGAAACCUGCGCGUCUCAAAGUGUUGCGGUGCAAAGGCAUCUACUGGACGAAUGCAGGUAAACAAGCCGUCAUUCAAGGCGUCCAAACGCUUUACGAAGUGACAGUCGUCGGACAUGAGCAACGUCCAGAAGAGGGCAAAAUCGUUUUGAUUGGAACCGGACUUGGUCCGCAUCUAUCUACGUCGUUACAGCAGUCGUUGCGAGCGUAG